Ciona intestinalis (vase tunicate) is the source of this 1829-nucleotide messenger RNA. The record is from RefSeq and is a predicted model, not a curated record. NCBI's taxonomy places the organism in Eukaryota, Metazoa, Chordata, Ascidiacea, Phlebobranchia, Cionidae.
AUCAAUGUUUUCAUUUGUAUUUAAAUAGUAUUUCUAAUUUUACGUGUAAUUUCCGCGCGGAAAUACACAAACAGCGUUUCGUUUUGUAACGUUCUGACAUAUACAGAUGUUUUUUAUAAGUUCAGGUGUACCAAAACAAGAUUGUUGACUUUUCUAGCCUAUAUUUCAAAGUUUUUCGUAUAUCAGCACUUCAACUGUAAAUACUGGUCUGUUUGUUUUAAAAAUAAAAAGCGAUGGCAGACGUUGCUCAGGACAUUACAAAGCAUUCCAUGCACACACUUGUGUUUCGAAGUUUGAAGCGAUCACAUGACAUGUUCAUAUCGGACCAAGCUGCUCCAGUUCCAAACAAUGACGCAGCGUCAAAAUUGAGUAGAAGUGUAAAGACAGUUUCCGAGUAUGGACCUGUUCUUCAUAUGGCUAAAGACAAAAAGAAAACGGCAAAAAUUACUUCAGCAACUAAUGGUACACAAGGUGAUAGCUCAAUGUUGGCUAUAAUGGAUUCAAACCAAAAAGAUAUAAGCAAUGGUACUGCUAAAGCAAAGAGUUCCGCGAAUGUCACAGUAAAUCCUGAUGACAUUCAACGUCUUCAUGAAACCAACAAAGCACUGUUGGCAGUAAACAGUCGUCCUAUCGCACCUCGUAAAGCACAAAUUAUGCCCAAACCACGGUGGCAUGCACCUUGGAAACUCUACAGGGUUAUUAGUGGUCAUUUAGGUUGGGUACGAAGUGUUGCGUUUGAACCUGGAAAUGAAUGGUUUGUUACUGGAUCCAACGACAGAACUAUUAAAAUUUGGGACCUUGCCAGUGGUAAAUUGAAGUUGUCUUUAACUGGUCAUAUUAGUUCUGUACGCGGGCUUGCAGUUAGUGCUCGGAAUCCAUAUUUGUUCUCAUGUGGAGAGGAUAAGAUGGUGAAGUGCUGGGAUUUAGAGCAAAACAAGGUGAUCAGACAUUAUCACGGUCACUUAAGUGCGUGUUACGCCCUUGAUCUUCAUCCUACCAUUGAUGUUUUAGUUACUUGUGGUCGUGAUUCUUCUGCCAGGGUGUGGGACAUGAGAACUAAAGCAAAUAUUAUGACACUGUCAGGUCAUACUAACACAGUUGCUGAUGUCAAAUGCCAAGCUGCAUUGCCAGAGGUUAUAACAGCUUCACACGAUUGUACAGUUCGUCUGUGGGAUCUGGCUGCGGGAAAAACACGCUCCUGUCUUACAAACCACAAGAAAAGUAUCCGUUCCAUUGCUAUGCACCCGACACAAUACACGUUUGCUAGCGGGGCACCAGACAACAUAAAACAGUGGAAAUUUCCGGAUGGUGAUUUUAUACAGAACAUGUCAGGCCACAACGCUAUUGUUAACUGCCUUGCUUUAAGUUCUGAUGGUGUGCUGGUCUCUGGAGCCGACAACGGUACAGUGCAUCUUUGGGACUGGCGCACAGGCUACAACUUUCAACGUACAAAAGCGCCCGUUCAACCCGGUUCUCUGGACAGCGAGAGCGGCGUUUUUGCCAUGGCGUUUGACAAAAGUGAGAGUCGUUUAGUGACGUGCGAAGCCGACAAAACAAUCAAGAUUUAUAAAGAAGAUGACGAAGCGUCAGAGGAAUCGCACCCUAUCAAUUGGAAACCAGAGAUUGUACGAAAAAAGCGUUUCUGAAUCGGCAAGAAGACCUACGCAUUCCAGCUGUCUUUAUUUCACACGCCAAAGGUCGUUUACUGCGCUAUCAUCAUGUGCAACUGUUUUUUACCGUUUUCUAAUCAUAACACGACCUACGAUGCCCACUGCUGCGGCAUAGCUCUCUCGCAACGAAUUUCGAUAUAAAACUGAAAAUACUCGGCA